AUGGGCUCUCGCAAGCCACUCACCUCAAAAGUUGGCUUUGAUGACUGUUUCCAAGGUUUGGCGGUACAGUUUGAAACGAAUAACCGGAGUUUCAGGGUCCAGCGCGAUGGUGUGGUGUAUGCAACUGAAAACAUUCACCUCUCCGGGAAACAGCUGAAGUUUGUGGUCACAGCACGGAGAAUGGAGAGCCCUGAACAAUGGAAAACUGUUGUCAAAUUGACCGUGAAACCUGAAGGAAGCACCAGGCAGAAAGGACAGCAGACUUGGAAGCCGAGUAAUGCUGUCCUACCUCAGAACGUUCCGGACAUCUUUUUCCCACGAUUCCAGCCGGAAUACCCGGGUCAUCUGAAACGUCAGAAGAGAGACUGGGUCAUUCCACCAAUCAAUGUUCCUGAAAAUUCUCGUGGUCCCUUCCCUCAGGACUUGGUCACGAUCCGCUCUGACCGUGAUAAAAACCGUUCGCUACGCUACAGUGUCACGGGGCCAGGGGCAGAUCAACCACCAGCUGGAAUCUUCAGCAUUAAUCCUAUCUCCGGUCAGCUCGUUGUGACAAAACCUCUGGAUCGUGAACAGAGAGCUUCGUACCACCUACGAGCCCACGCAGUGGAUCUGAAUGGAAAUCAAGUGGAAAAUCCAAUUGACAUAGUUAUCAACGUCAUUGACAUGAACGAUAACCGGCCAGAGUUUCUGCAUCAAGUGUGGAAUGGUUCUGUCCCAGAAGGAUCGAAGCCAGGAACGUUUGUGAUGGCGGUCACUGCGGUAGAUGCUGACGAUCCUAAUUCCGCCAAUGGCUUGUUGAGAUAUAAAAUUCUGUCUCAAAUGCCAAACAGCCCGUCUCCAAACAUGUUCACAAUCAAUAACCAGACGGGCGAUAUCGUCACUGUAGCAGCUGGCCUUGACAGAGAGAAAGUUCCGCAGUACACAUUAAUCAUCCAGGCCACCGAUAUGGAGGGUAGCCCCACAUACGGCCUCUCCAACACUGCAACCGCGGUCAUUAAAGUCACCGACGUCAACGACAACCCUCCAGAGUUCACCACUGCCACGUUCUAUGGAGAAGUACCAGAAAAUAGAGUUGAUGUAAUUGUUUCAAACCUGACUGUAACGGAUAAGGAUCACCCUCACACUGCAGCCUGGUUUGCAGUUUAUAAGAUAACCAGUGGAGACCCUUCAGGACACUUUGCUGUGCCAACCGACCCCAUCAGUAAUGAUGGUCUGGUAACAGUUGUCAAGCCUAUUGAUUAUGAAAGCAGCAGAGCCUUUGUACUGACAGUCAUUGCUGUAAAUCAGGAGCCUUUGACAAAAGGCAUUCAGCUCCCUCCUCAAUCAACAGCCACUGUAUCCAUUACCGUUAUUGAUCUCAAUGAGAGCCCGUACUUUGUUCCAAACCCGAAGCUGAUCAGGCAGGAAGAGGGCCUACCUGAGGGCAAACUCCUCACCAUCUUCACAGCAGAGGACCCAGAUCGCUACAUGCAGCAGACGAUCAGAUACUCGAAGUUGUCGGAUCCAGCAAACUGGCUCAAAAUUGAUCCAAUCAGAGGUCAAGUCACCACCAUCGCCACACUGGAUCGCGAGUCCCCUUACGUUAAAAAUAACAUGUACAAUGCAACGUUCCUGGCAUCAGACAGUGGCAUCCCCCCAGCAAGUGGGACAGGCACCCUCCAGAUCUACCUGCUCGACAUCAAUGACAACGCGCCACAGAUCUUCCCCGAGGAGGUUUCCAUUUGCGAGAAGCCGGAUCCAAAUGCCAUCAACAUCACCGCCACCGACGCCGACAUCGACCCGAACACGGGACCAUUUGCCUUCGAGCUCCCCGACAGCCCGGGAGACAUCAGGAGGAACUGGACCAUAACUCGGCUGAGUGGUGAUUAUGCGCAGUUGAGACUGAAGAUUGGAAUCCUUGAUGAUGGCAUUUAUGACGUGCCUAUAAUGAUCAUGGACUCUGGAAACCCUCCCAUGUCUGCCACCUCGGUUCUCCUUGUCAAAGUCUGCCCGUGUGAUGAAAACGGUGACUGUACAUCGGUCCAAGCGAUUGUUGCUGCUGGCUUGGGAACUGGGGCUAUCAUUGCCAUUCUGCUGUGCAUCAUCAUCCUGCUCAUCUUAGUCUUGCUGUUUGUCAUCUGGAUGAAGAGACGUGACAAGGAACGCCAGGCCAAGCAAUUACUCAUUGAUCCAGAGGAUGAUGUGAGGGACAACAUCCUGAAAUAUGAUGAGGAGGGAGGUGGUGAGGAAGAUCAGGAUUAUGACCUGAGCCAGCUCCAACAGCCUGAUGCGGUAGAACCCGAUGCAAUCAAACCCAUUGGGAUCCGGCGAGUGGACGAACGGCCGAUUCAUGCUGAGCCUCAGUAUCCUGUCCGCUCUGCCGCCCCUCACCCCGGUGACAUCGGAGACUUCAUCAACGAGGGGCUCAAGGCCGCAGACAACGAUCCCACAGCACCUCCUUACGACUCGUUGCUGGUGUUCGACUACGAGGGAAGCGGUUCCACGGCAGGGUCUUUGAGUUCGCUCAACUCGACAAGUUCUGGGGGAGACCAGGACUACGACUAUCUGAAUGACUGGGGCCCGCGAUUUAAGAAGCUGGCAGACAUGUACGGUGGAGGCAGCGACUGCUAGGCACUCUCUUCUCUCCAGCGCAAGUGGGAACGUUUGCAGACUCUUUUUAAAGAACUUCUGACUGAUUUGUUUCCAGCAGCAGCCAACACAAAUACAAACACACACACACAAAAAAAAAGAGCUAGGCUUUUACAUGUUAGUCAACUUGUUAAAACGCACGUUGAGAGCUACGGUACAGGCUGCAAACUACUUGCGUGAAUGGAGUUAUUGGUAAACUGACACUGUUUUAAAGGAAAUAUUGAUGAGAGCUCUGUUACACUUGAAUCUCAAAGUACAGAAGCACCGGGAUUUUGUGCCUUUUUGUACACUUUUUUGAUCUCCAGAAUCAUUAGAUUUAUGUUACACGCUUUAAAAGUACCUGUGACAUUUCUGAAGUGAUAAUCCUCUUUUUUUCUUGAUCCUCUCCAAUUGCAGCACAGUGGAGGGGCUUACACAAAGCUCAGUUAGACAACGUUGAGCUAUUCUCUGCUUUUAGUUUAAAUAAGAUGCUAAAGACACCAAAUCUUUUUCUUUUUACAAAAAAAAAAGAAGCAAGUACCGCUUUUUGUUUCAGCGGGGAAAGUGAGCAGAUUUCAGAUCACAGAUUUUCAGAAGCACUGCAGUGAAUUGAAACAGGCUGAGACUUACUGAAGGUUAUCAGUGUCCCCUGAUGUUCGUCACGGCACUGUGAAACUUACAUUUUCUCAAGCCAGAGAAGAAAAUGAGAGUUUAAUUUCAGCCUCGAGCUGAAAAGUGGUAUUAAUUUUUUUUUUUUGUUUUUUUUUUCUGUUUGUACAAAAAGAAAGUGUACAUAAUGUUCGGAGACCUAUUCGACAGACCAGUUCCAAACCUUCAGAUCAUGUCGUCAGGAAAAAAAAGAGAGAAACUUUGGGCGAUUCAGAUUUUUCUUUUUUGCAUGUUUUUACCGUUUGUUUUCACGAAGGGGAUAGGUAUUGAUGAGGAAAUGCUUUUGGAGCAAGUGAUGUUGACCAGUUUGAAAACUUAGAUAGACCAUGACAACUAUUUUUCUUUUCUAAAUUCUUAAUUAGCACAAAUGUUUUACAUGAUUUGUACCAAAUACGAAGAGGGGUGGGGGAAGAUGCUGGUGGAACACAGAUUAAAGAACAGCUUUUGAACCAGGAGAAAAUUGUGACAAUGGCUUUUGCCAGUUUUACUGUGUACCAGAAUCAGAACAUUACACCUCUGGCCCGGAUAUAAAUUAAAGGCUACUUUUUGAA
This is a messenger RNA of Rhincodon typus (whale shark), 3827 nucleotides long. Its product is annotated as cadherin-2. The transcript has 15 exons. Gene Ontology annotation, molecular function: calcium ion binding; cadherin binding. Gene Ontology annotation, biological process: regulation of axonogenesis; adherens junction organization; brain development. Gene Ontology annotation, cellular component: plasma membrane; intercalated disc; apical part of cell. The record is from RefSeq and is a predicted model, not a curated record. The coding region runs from base 1 to 2610 and encodes 869 amino acids. Lineage: Eukaryota; Metazoa; Chordata; Chondrichthyes; Orectolobiformes; Rhincodontidae.